Hyla sarda is the source of this 2149-nucleotide messenger RNA. Its product is annotated as oocyte zinc finger protein XlCOF7.1-like. Gene Ontology annotation, cellular component: nucleus. Lineage: Eukaryota; Metazoa; Chordata; Amphibia; Anura; Hylidae. The coding region runs from base 138 to 1700 and encodes 520 amino acids. The record is from RefSeq and is a predicted model, not a curated record. The transcript is spliced from 5 exons. Gene Ontology annotation, biological process: regulation of transcription by RNA polymerase II. Gene Ontology annotation, molecular function: DNA-binding transcription activator activity, RNA polymerase II-specific; RNA polymerase II cis-regulatory region sequence-specific DNA binding.
UAUCUCUCCAUACACAGGAUUACACAGUAGUGAAGAAGUCCUCUAGUGGGCGCUGUCGGGCCCCUGUGUGUGAAGGAUGGGGAAGAACCCUGAGCCCAAUACCGGGGCCCCCACCUCACUCCCUGAUAUAUGAGGAAAUGGAUGAACAGAAGAUUCUAGAACUCAUCAAAAACAUGAUGGAGCUGCUGACCGGAGAGGUUCCUAUAAGGUGUCAGGACGUGGCGGUCUAUUUCUCCAUGGAGGAGUGGGAGUAUGUAGAAGGACACAAGGAUCAGUACAAGGAUCAGGUCAUGAUGGAGGAUCAGCAGCUCCUCACUUCACCAGUCAGAUCCAGUAAGAGAACAGCACCCGAGAGGUGUCCCCGUCCUCUUCUUCCACAGGAUGAUCAGGGAGAAGAUCUGAACAACAUUAAUGCUCCAGAGGCAGAUGUGAGUGGUGAUGAGCAGUAUAAGGAGAACAUUCCUACAGGAAAAGAUCUGAUCUAUAUUAAUGCUGCAGACAUAAAGGAAGAAGAGACAGAUGUGAGCGGUGAUGAGCAGUAUAAGGAGGAUAUUCCUACAGGGAAAGAGCUGAUCUAUAUUAAUACUACAGACAUAAAGGAAGAAGAAGAGACAGAUGUAAGCGGCCAUGAGCAGUAUAACGAGGACAUUCCAACAGGAAAAGAUCUGAACAAUAUUAAUGCUACAGUCAUAAAGGAAGAAGAAGAAGAAGAGACAGAUGUGAGCGGUGAUGAGCAGUAUAAGGAGGACAUUCCUACAGGUAACCGCCCAGAUUCUUGUAGCAGGAGAUCAGAGGAGAAUCUUAUAUCUUCAGAUUAUAAAGCAGAUGAUGAUAUCACACAAGAUACAUAUGAAGAACAUUCCAUUAUCCCAGAUACACCCUCAGCCCUUCACAGCCAAGAUCUGUCAUCUCAUCCUUAUAUACAGGUCCUGUCUUCUCACUCAUCACAGGAUGUUCAGCAAAAUAAAAGUCACAGAAGGGGUGUUGGAAAUCAACGAGCUCAUACAGGAAAAAAAACAUAUUCAUGCUCAGAAUGUGGGAAAUAUUUUACACAGAAAUCAAAUCUUAUUCAGCAUCAAAGAACUCACACAGGAGAGAAGCCAUUUUCAUGUUCAGAAUGUGGGAAAUGUUUUACUCAGCAGCCAAGUCUUAUUAGACAUCAAAGAACUCACACAGGGGAGAAGCCAUUUUCAUGUUCAGAAUGUGCAAACUGUUAUACUUAUAAAUCAGAUCUUGCUGUACAUCAAAGAACUCACACAGAAGAGAAGCCAUUUUCAUGCUCAGAAUGUGGAAAAUGCUUUACUAAGAAAACAAAUCUUGUUCAACAUCAAAAAACUCACACAGGGGAGAAGCCAUUUUCAUGUUCAGAAUGUGGAAAAUGCUUUAUUAGGAAAUCAUAUCUUGUUAAACAUCAGAGAGCUCACACUGGGGAGAAGCCAUUUUUAUGUUCAGAAUGUGGGAAAUGUUUCUCUCACAAAUCAAAUCUUCUUCAACAUCAUCAAAGAAGUCACACAGAGGAGAAGCCAUUUUCAUGUGCAGAGUGUGGGAAAUGUUUUACUCAGAAAUCAAACCUUGUUGUACAUCAAAGAACUCACAUAGGAGAGAAGCCAUUUUCAUGCUCAGAAUGUGGAAAAUGUUUUGCUGAUAAAUCAAAUCUUAUCAGACAUCGAAGAAUUCACACAGGGAAUAAGCCAAUUUAGAUCAAUAUAUAUCAACAAGAAAUUAAGUAUUGUUUAUCAUCAAAAAACACACAAAAGAGAAGGCAUUUUCAUGUUCAGAAUGUGGAAAAUGUUAUACUAUGAAAUCAAGGCUUAUUCAUCAUCAAAAAAACACACAGGGAAGAAGCCAUUUACAGUUUCUGAAUGUGGAAAAUGUUUUACUGGGAAAUCAAGUUUUGUUUAUCAUCUCUCUCACACCGUAGAGAAGCCAUUUUCAUGCUCGGAAUGCGGGAAAUGUUUUACUGAGAAAGCAACACUUAAAAGUCAUAAGAACAGCAAAUGUACCUGAAGGAAUUGGUUAAAUUCCUUAACAUGUCCGACAACGGUUAUCUGCAGCCAACGGCUGUCCGGGCAUGUCCUGGCAUGCUGGGAGUUAAAGUUAUACAACAUCUGGAGGGCCACCAGUUUGAGACCCCUGAUAUACUGCAUCU